CUGCCUUUUAUAUACACGGACUCGCUCUUAAUACACGGACUCCCUCUUAUCAAUCCCCUGUUUAUUGUAAGUCAUGAAUGAUCAAAUAAUUGCAGAAAUUCUUGUCCGUUUGCCGCCGAAAUCUGUUUACAGAUUCCGGGCCGUAUCAAAAUCAUGGAACAAGUUGAUUUUGCAGCCCUAUUUCAUCAAAAAAUACGACAGCCGGCAACGGCGGCCGGACGGUGUGGGCUUGUUAUCCUUAUUCGGAGAGUUUUAUUGCCCCUGCAAUUUCUCCCAUUCCAAGAACCGGAAGAAAUCGGUUGAAUACCAUUCUCUAGAUCUUGAAGUCAGCGGCAUGUUUCUAGAACCAGUCAAGUUCAUAAAUAGCUCUAACGGUUUGAUUCUUUGCAGCCAAGGUGGUUGGUAUGAGGAGGGGUACCUCGUUCUCAACCCUGUUACAAAAAGGUCGGUGUCGUUGCCCCCGCUGCCGCCGUCGUCCUCGCCUGCACUACAUUCAUCCAUCGGGUUGAUGUGCAUAGAAAACAAAAGCCAACUGUCAGCCAAGUACAUCGUCGUCCAGACUGGUUAUCAUGUUCUCAGCGGAAGCGAAAAGGGUACUUUGAUGACCGUCACUUACUCUUCCGAGACAGGGGUCUGGGUGGAAGCAAAACUGCGUGUGAUCACGGACGUUGCCGACGCCGCCGAAGUCGCAAAAGAAGACAUCUACCUUUCUAUGUUCCGAGUUCCUCCUUUGGUGAUGAAUGGUGUUUUCCACUGGUACGAUUACUGGACCAACAUAGGCACAUUAACACUAGCACUUUACCGCCCCGACAGUGAAGCCGCGGUCUUAGAUUUCCGGAGCUACGAUGGAUUUGGAAAUAAUAAUCCCCUCUACGGCUCCAGCGCUCUUACGAGAUCAUCCAUUGAUAAUGGUGACGUUUUAUGGUUUGCCCUCGUUAUCUCCGAAACCAUGAGAGUUUUCAUGCUCCCAAAAGGCAACGAACAGUGGGUGUUAGUGCAUACUAUCAGUGUUGAAUCGCUCUGGCAGAAUGACACAGCCUUAGUGACCUCAUCGGGGAUGAGGAGCGGAGGGAAGAUAUUUUUGAAUGGCUUGGUUCAGGUGAAUGAUAAGAAGACUCCGGUUGCCCUAAUUCGAAGGAAAGAAACCGGGAGAGUCUUUCUUUACGACAUGGGCACCAAAGCUGUCCAAUCCCUACCAUAUCAAGGACGGCCGGUUAGGACCGAGUGGGGAGAUAUCGUCCAUGGCCCUGAAUUUCUAGCUCAUUAUCCUUAUUUACAGCCUUCAUCUCUUUCCACAUUUGCUCUUUAGGUCAUGGAUCUCCUAAUUGAUAAAAUAGUUUAGCACUUCAUAUAUUUUUGUAUUUGUAGUUCUUAUUUAAGGUUUACUUGUCAUGUAAUUGUGUGUGGAAUUCAAAGUUGAAAACUAAUUGCUUCAAUAAAGAUUUACUUUCAUUA
Messenger RNA from Cuscuta epithymum, 1455 nucleotides. Lineage: Eukaryota; Viridiplantae; Streptophyta; Magnoliopsida; Solanales; Convolvulaceae. The record is from the annotation of a GenBank genome assembly.